CAAUAAUAAAUAGCUUACAAGCGCAAAACGAAGCAAUUUUGGGUAGGGGAUCAUCUACUGAUGAGAUAGAUUUAUUUUUUAGGGGCAUUGCGAUUUCAGUAAACAAGCUACCUCCCAGAGGCAAAACUGAAGCUAAACUUAGUAUAUUAUCUUUAGUUGCACAGCUCGAAGAUAAAUACUUAGGUGACGCUGGAGUGCAAUACACUCAACCAACGAUUCAAACACCCACGCAAAUGAUGUUUCAAACACCCUCUAAAUCUACAACAGAUUUCAACAAUAUUAUAUCACUUUCAAGCACACCAUCUCCAUGCCUCAGUUCUUUGUCGGCUACUCUUCAAGGAUUUGAGCCAUAUAUGUACAAUCAAUAAAUCAAUAACCAACAACUAUAACUACCUAUAUCUAAAUAUAUGUAUGUAUAUUAUAAUAAUUAUUC
This is a messenger RNA of Myzus persicae (green peach aphid), 433 nucleotides long. RefSeq lists its product as uncharacterized. The transcript has a single exon. The record is from RefSeq and is a predicted model, not a curated record. Lineage: Eukaryota; Metazoa; Arthropoda; Insecta; Hemiptera; Aphididae. The annotation marks the transcript as partial. Gene Ontology annotation, molecular function: DNA binding.